GUAAACUUCCGGUUGACAACGGCGUAAACUUGACAACGCUUGCAGGGAGAGUGACACAGAAUUUUUUUCUGAUUUCUGGUGUUUUUCUAAAGGAAGAAAGAUGUACAAAUUAGAUUUACCAGUAGAUUAUAAAGAAGCCGCGGCGAUUGAACGCCGUCGGAAAAUGGAAGAGGAGAGAAAAUCAAGAAUUUUCAACGCUAAAUGUAGAACCAUCGGGGUUGACAUGCAAGCACUUGAACAACAAGCUAAAGACAAGAAGCAACAUGAAGAUUUUGAAAAGAAAAGAGAAUUAGCAUUUGCACAUGAUGCUAUAAGGAAUGAUAAAAUUGCCCAGUUGUUAGAGAAACGCCAAGAAGCAGAUAUGAGAGAAUUAAACAGAGCAAUGAAUGAGUUCCGUAUGAUGCACCAGCAGCCAGAUAGCCGCAGGGAGUUUGAUUUGUAUGAUCCAGACUACCUCAAGAAAGACAAACCAGCCAGAGUUAGUGAUGACGAUCCAAGAUGUGGUGUUUCAAGUUUACAGAAAUUUGAAGGUGAAGAUCUAAAUAGCAAGGCCAGAAGGAAGUACCAACAGGAACAGCUCAGGGAGUGGUCCACAGAACAGAAGGACGAGCGGGAUCAAGCUGAGAAGAACCAGAAAACUGCAGACAGACUGUAUGAGUUGAAGAUGAGGGAACUAGAUCAGAGGGCAAUGGAACUAGCUAAAGCUGAGGAGGAUUGUAGGCGAGCCAUCAAUGUGGCUACAAAAGAUUACAACAAUGCCCUGGCAAGAGAAAGAGAUGAAAAGGAGAGAUUGAAGAAACAGCAGGAAUUAGAUGAUAACAUGACAGAGAUUGCUAAUCAUGUGUUUGGAGAUGUUCUUACAGAGAAUCCCGCAGUGGCACAGAGUGCAUUCGGGCCCCACAGGGUCAUCACUGACCGCUGGAAGGGGAUGACCCCAGCCCAGGUGGAGGACGUCAGGAGGAAACAAGAACUCCAGAGACAAGAGAAGGAGAGAGCAAAACAGGAAGAGGAUCUGAGACAAGCAGAAUGGGAGCGUCAACAAAAUGCUAACGCUCGAGCAGGCAUGCUCCUGGAGCGCGAGAUGGAGCGUAAGCGUCGGGAUUUAGAACGCCAACAGGCGGAGGAAAAUCGUCGUUUAGCCAAGGAACAGAAAGGACAUUUAGAGUUUCUGGAUAAGGAAGUUUACACAAACCCACCCACAGCCGCUUAUUUUAUGCAAUUUAACACCAGCACUCGAUAAAGCUUGCUUCAAAUGUAUAGGGGGAUCCGGGAGGGGUGUUGUUUUUUUUUUAGUUGUUGAGAAUGUGGAUUUGUUAUGAGAGAGAGAAAAAAGAUGUGUAUAUGCUUGUGUAAAAUCAUGAAGUUAAUGAAGUAUAGAGUACAAUAUUUAGUUUGAAAUCCUUCCAAACUUCUGAACCUUCAACUUCAGAAGAUGAUAAAUAAAUACACAGGUGAAAUAAUUUUAUUAGUACAUGUAUUUGUAAAAUAAUUGUUAAGUUUAUCUAAGAUAUAUGCCUUGUCUAUUUUUCAGUCAAAUAAUUUCUUCGAUAGGAAAACAAUAAUGACAGGUUUUAGUCAGUCCAUAAAUUUGUUUGUAAUGUAUCAUAAAAUUGUAGCAGUUGUGUUUUUUGUGUUUAAAUGGAUUGACAGAAAAGAAGAACUAUUAGCAAUUGCUUGAUCAUUUUGCCACAGAAAAUUCUUAUUGCUUUUAAAGUGCUGAUACUUAUUUAUAGUCAUAGAAUUUUGUACCAUUAUUAAGGAUACAGAAUUCACUUGAGGAAUUGUGGCCAAUGUCAAACAACUGUUUGAGAGAUUAUGUUUAAACUUGUUAAAUCUGUGAUACAUGUAUGUUCACCUAUAUAUAUCUACAUUAAAUAAAUUUUAAUCCUUUAAA
Messenger RNA from Saccostrea cuccullata (small rock oyster), 1894 nucleotides. RefSeq names its product RIB43A-like with coiled-coils protein 2. The record is from RefSeq and is a predicted model, not a curated record. NCBI's taxonomy places the organism in Eukaryota, Metazoa, Mollusca, Bivalvia, Ostreida, Ostreidae. Bases 101 to 1240 code for a protein of 379 amino acids. The transcript has 6 exons.